GAUGGGCUGACUGCGUCGCCACUUUAGACUCUUAUCCUUACGCUACCCCUCAACCCCUGGCUCAAAUACCCAAGCCGCACCGCCAACAAGUCAUCUUAAUGGAUGACAAAGAAGAGGCCCAAGGGCCCGUCAUUCCAGUUUUCUGCACCGCACGGAUUCCCAUCAAGACCCUCGAGCGUUUCAUCCAGUGCAACAGCGCUUACGAAACUAGCGAAAGCUUCCGCGCGCGCUUCAUCACCGGGACGUCUCGCGACGACGUUGCAAUAAUCGACGGCGUCCCCGAGGAAUCAUUCAGCUCGCCGUGCAUUGGCAAAACGCUUCAGGACGUGACGAAUUUUUGGAAGGAAAACGUAGACGGGCUAGAGGGAUUCGCGAGUAGCGUGUUCAUCUUGCUGGACGAGCAUUCCGAAGCGUCUCUCACGUGCUUGGCUGUCGCGAUUGACUACACGCUCGAAGAGGGCGACGACGAAGCAGCCGCACCGGUCGACGUGUUGAAGGCGGAUUUCUACGUCGCACGAGGAGUGCUGCAGCUCGUCGCCCUGGGGGUUCAGUCGCUGCAUGAGAACCGAGACCCCGCUGUGGUACUCACACGGGAGAAUUUUGCCAUGGAUUGAUGUCUAGAACGGGAUCCGGGACCUACCUAAGGUCUAUGAUUUUGGGUGUUUGCCAUUCAGGGACGAGCUGGUAGUCAUCAACACAUUUCUCGGGGCCUAGGAGUAUUUUGAAUUCUUUUUCUUCCCAAAGCCGUUAUUCCACAAAUCUGUUUGAGAAGAAAAGCCUUAGUGAUUAGGGUUAAAUUUGGGGAGCUUCAAUGUGGGAUAGGCCCGGGGCAUGGAUGUGUGAAACCACCAGACUGUCUGGGGUAAGGUACCCAAUGUAAGCAACUGAGGUGAUGGUGUUGCUACGCUGACAUGGGAUUGAAGGAAUGCAGUGGCUGCUUCACGGCUUAUUGAAUGACGUCACAGAAUCUUGCAACCUUUUCCGCCAAUGUAAUUGGUCGAAAAGCCAUGUGGCUGGUAAGGUACAUGAAUGAGCAAGGGUGGUCUAGUCUGAGCACUGAGGCUAGGUAUUAUGACUUUGCUACAAUCUUGAGCAAGUUGAUUUGAUACAGUCAAGCUGUAAAUAUAAAGGGCUUAUUCUUCUUGAAAUUGGCCAUUAACGUUAAUUUGCCUUUCGUAGAUCGAUCAACAAAACUUUGUUACGGG
This is a messenger RNA of Pyricularia oryzae 70-15, 1205 nucleotides long. RefSeq lists its product as uncharacterized. The record is from RefSeq and is a predicted model, not a curated record. The transcript is spliced from 2 exons. The coding region runs from base 99 to 614 and encodes 171 amino acids. NCBI's taxonomy places the organism in Eukaryota, Fungi, Ascomycota, Sordariomycetes, Magnaporthales, Pyriculariaceae.